AGCAAGCCAAAGUGCAGCUGCCAGGAGCUUGGAGUGAUUGGGAAGAGCUGGGAUCGAGAAAAUUCCUUGUUGAGGACGCCAAAGGUGUAAAAAUCGCAGAGAUGCUUGAAGCAGGUACCGUCACUAUAGACAAGCAAGAAGUGCUACAGAUAGCGGAUCGUCUGCAACAGAAACUCAAAGACAGGGGAGACUCUGCCCACCACGAGACGCUCUGUCUGUUACGGGAUACCUUGAAAAGCCCCCUGUUUAACCAGAUACUAACUGUGCAGCAGUCCAUCAAACACUUAAAGGAACAACUGAACCGCAUGCCAGCUGACCGCUCCGCAGAAUUCGAUUUCACGAAGACGGGUUUAUUAGUAUUUGAAGCGGAUCCUUCCGUGCGACUCAGCAACAAGAACAACUCUGCGUCCUUCGACAACUUUGUUUCGUCCAGAUUAGUCGGUCCUACCUUUAAAGGAGAUGAAUUUAGCCAAAAACUCCAACAGAUGGCAAAGGGCAGGAAAAUUGAAUAUAUUGAUAUAGAAAAGCCUUCCGUAGGAGGCUUGGGUUUCAGCGUCGUUGCCAUGAAGAAUCCCACCGCGGGAGACGCCGGGGUCUUCAUCAAAGAGGUCCAACCAGGAAGCAUAGCAGACAGGGAUGGACGGCUUAAAAAGGGUGACCAGAUCCUGGCCAUUAACUAUACUCCAUUGGACAUGAACGUGUCCCACCAGGAAGCGAUCACUUUGCUUCAGCAGUCAUCAGGUUCCAUCUAUCUAGUGAUGGCGAAGCAACCUCUUCCAAGCGAGGUCGAAACACAAGUCCAUCACAUGGAGCAGUCUGUCUGCUGGGGCCACGUGGAAGAGAUUGAACUCGUUAACGACGGUUCCGGGUUAGGAUUUGGAAUCGUUGGUGGAAAAGCCAGUGGUGUGAUUGUGAGGACGAUUCUGCCUGGGGGAUUAGCCGAUCGGGAUGGCAGAUUACGGACAGGAGACCACAUCUUGCAGAUCGGGGACACCGACGUCCAGGGAAUGUCCAGUGAUCAAGUUGCUCAGGUCUUGAGGAACUGUGGGAAUUCAGUUCGGAUGGUUGUAGCCAGAGAUCCCGUCGGGAAAACCACGGUGAAGCCCCCUGCACCCGCCACCUUGCCGGUGGGCUCUCUGCCUCCGCGGGAGACGCAAAGCGGCCACAUUGAAAACCUUGAUCAUGACACCUAUGACAUCACUCUCACCAAGAACGAAGGUCAAAGCUUAGGGAUAACGGUGGUUGGUCUUACAGAAGCUGCUAAAGGAGGCUCGUCUGGAAUUUUCGUGAAGAGUAUUAUACCGGGCAGCGCCGCCGAGCACAGUAGGUGCAUCCAGGUUCGCGACCGGAUAGUGGCUGUCGAUGGCGUCAACAUCCAGGGCUUCUCCAAUCAAGACGUCGUCACGGCGUUGAGAAAUACCGGUCAAACCGUCCGUCUCACGUUGUCGCGCAACAAAAUUCCCAUUGAUUCCUUCCCCCAAGAAAGAUCCCUCGCCGCCGAAUUUGUGUCGGGAUUACCGCCGCCACCGCUGCCCCCCGUGCCCCCGAUAGCUGAAAUGAAGAAGAUUCCGGGAGAGCCGGCGUCUCCGGGAAUUCAGGAGCUUGUGGAUAAUUACCGGAAUGAACUGAGAACAGCUCCGGUUUCCCCUGAAUUUGAAGCAUUGAAAGCCAAGUGGGAGAAAAGUCUGGGACCGGAUUAUCUUGUCAUGGUCGUUGAUUUAGAUGCCAAGAUCGAAGACGACGCGGAACUUCAGAAAUACUCCAAGCUGCUACCUAUCCACACCAUGAGGCUGGGAGUGGAGCUCGACUCGUUUGAUGGCCAUCACUAUAUUUCCACCAUCGCCCCAGAAGGUCCAGUAGCAAAACUCGGGAUUUUGCAACCAGAAGAUGAACUCUUAGAGGUGAACCGGGUACAGCUUUAUGGAAAAUCCCGGCGCGAGGCUGUCUCGUUCCUCAAAGAAGUCCCUCCGCCCUUCACGUUAGUCUGUUGCCGGCGUCUGGUUGAUGACGAAAACGGAUCGUUUGCCGAGGAUCCAAACGUGCUUGACGUUGAAGAUGAGAAGCGUGAAGACGACAGGGUUCAGGUCUCCAAGACGAGAAGCGACACGGACUAUGAGAAGGUGACACCGGCUGUAGACUUGGCCACCGAUGAAGAUGACGGAGAGCUGGCCAUGUGGUCAUCAGAAGUGAAAGUGGUGGAACUUGAGAAGGACGGCAGGGGGCUAGGAUUUAGCAUAUUGGACUACCAGGAUCCUUUAGACCCUGCGCAGACCGUCAUCGUUAUCCAGUCUCUGGUAUCCGGUGGGGUGGCCGAGGAGAGCGGCCAGAUCUUACCCGGCGACCGAUUGGUCUUCGUUAACGACCAUUACAUGGACAACGUCACGCUGGACGACGCGGUGGAGAUCCUAACAUCCGCUCCCCGCGGGAACACUCACCUGGGCAUCUGCAAGCCACUGGUGACUGAAUUCAAAGAAGAAACUGGAAUGUUUAUUGAAAAUGAACCAGAAGAGUCCCCAGAGCUGAUUAAUACAGAUUCCAGAGCAGAAAGUUAUGUUUUCCAUGUAAGGCCCAAGAUUCUUAUUUUAAAAAAAAAAUUAGCUUACUUCCCUUCUCAGCCAAAAUAUGAAGCGUUGGUUCAAGAGGAGCAAGAGGAGCCGGUCGAUGAACCGUCGUUGGCGAUGGGAAGAGUUUUUAAUACAUCACGCGAUGACCGCGAACCUGUACGGGACUCGUGGGAAAUGCAUGAGCUGGAGGGGUUUGUUGAAGAGCGAGAGAUGCUUGUGGAUGAGGUUUAUCCAGAACAGGAAGGUUCCCGGCCACACGAUGAUGAUUCCAUUCUGCGUUACGGAGGAAUUCUGCCUUCGCUGAGACAGGAGCCUGGCUACGAUCGGCCGUGGGAGGAGGAAGCCUUUGCGGAAGACCGGGACACAGGAGGGCAAUUCUCCGAUCACAUUGUACGGGAGAAUAACAGGUGGGAUGAGGAGCGUUUGAACCUGAACACUGCAACGGAGGAGGCUCAACGCGAAGGUCGCGUUAGGAACCUCAAAGAACCUGAAAUCGUUUUUGAUCCAGACAGUAUAGCGUUACAAGCCGGCAUUGCGAAGGAGAAGAGUCAUCCCACGGCCGCGAGACAAGAAAUGCCGCGUACCCAGAUCUGGUCAUCCAGAUAUUCCAGCGCUAACACGAGCGAAUUACCGGAGAGAGAGGAGGGCGAGGGCGAGGAGACGCCAACGUUCAGCCACUGGGGGGCGCCUCGCGCUGUUGAAAUUUGGAAAGAACCCAACGUUUCCCUGGGGAUCAGUAUCGUCGGGGGACAGACCAUCAUAACCCGGCUGAAGAACGGGGAAGAGCUCAAGGGGAUAUUUAUCAAACAAGUUUUGGAGGGCAGCCCUGCCGGGAGAGCAAAUGCUUUGAAAACUGGAGAUAAAAUAUUAGAGGUCUCGGGUGUUGAUUUGAGGAGCGCGACUCACGACGAAGCUGUCGAAGCGAUAAAAAAUUCCGGAAAUCCGGUGGUUUUUGUCAUUCAGAGUUUAUCGAACACCCCGAGGUUAAUUUCCACGGGACAGCCAAAGGUAUUGAAACGCAGCAACGCGAGCCAGGACGUACCUGAAAAGAGCCCCUCUCCAGUACCUGUUACCGGAGGACCUCCACCUCCCAUGAAACUCCCUCCACCUUACAAAGAGCGCGCCGGUUCUCCGACAUCGGAACCCGAUGCAGAAGCAGACGACAGUGACGAGAGGAUCCGGCAGCGGUACGCCGAGCUCCCCGGCGAGCUGCUUAUCGUUGAACUGGAGAAGGAUCGGAACGGACUGGGACUGAGUCUGGCGGGGAACAAAGACCGCUCUACCAUGAGUAUCUUUGUGGUGGCCGUUAACCCGGAGGGACCCGCCGGAAGAGAUGGCCGCAUUCUCGUAGGAGAUGAGCUCCUAGAGCUGAACAACCAAGUCCUGUUUGGAAAAAGCCACCAAAACGCGUCGGCGAUCAUCAAAGCGGCCCCCUCGAGGAUGAAACUGGUGCUUAUAAGGAAUAAAGAUGCCGUUCUGCAGAUGGCCAUUAAUCCGCCACCGUUACCGGCCGGCCCCCCGUUAUAUGAUCAGGAGACGGCCGGACCGGAAAUUUCCAACAGAGGAGAAGACGCCGGCAUCGAGGAUCUCAUAACAGAGGCUGAGGAAACUAAAAUCAGAUUUAGGAAGCAGGUGCUGGACCCUGCCGAAAAUAACGUGCUGGACCAGAUUGUGAGCCAGCUGAAGCAAUCCACAGUGAGCAGUAAUGUCCCGUUCCUGCCCCAGGACGUACACCGGGCACCGGCUCCUUCAUACGCAGCAGCGGAACCCGAGAUAGUCAGCCAGAGGAACGUCUCCUUCGAUCCCGCGACGUGUCCCGUCAUUCCGGGCCAAGAAAUGACUAUUGAGAUCUCCAAGGGCCGCUCGGGCCUCGGGCUCAGUAUCGUGGGUGGAAAAGACACGCCGCUUGAAGCCAUCGUGAUCCAUGAAGUGUAUGAAGAAGGAGCUGCAGCCCGGGAUGGGAGGCUCUGGGCCGGGGAUCAGAUCCUUGAGGUUAACGGCGUUGAUUUAAGAAGUGCGUCUCACGAGGAAGCCAUCACUGCGCUCCGGCAGACUCCGCAGAAGGUCCAGCUGGUGGUGUACAGAGAUGAGGGGCAGUACAAAGACGAGGAGAACCUGGAGACCUUCCACGUGGAACUUCAGAAGAAAGCCGGCCGGGGUCUGGGACUGAGCAUUGUUGGUAAAAGGAACGGCAGCGGAGUUUUCAUCUCCGACAUCGUGAAAGGAGGAGCCGCGGACUACGACGGGAGAUUAAUGCAGGGGGACCAGAUCCUCUCGGUCAAUGGGGAGGACGUGCGGAUCGCCUCGCAGGAAGUCGUCGCCGCCAUUUUAAAGUGUGCGCAAGGACUCGUGCAUCUGGAGAUUGGAAGACUGCGCGUCGGGUCUUGGCCGUCAUCCAGAAAAUCCUACGAAGGCAGUCAGGUCAGUCGGCAGAGAUCUCCAUCUCCUGGGCGGCCAUCGCUCGCUCCAGCCGUUUCCACUCUACAAAAUUUUGUUAGCUCCAUGAAAUCCUCCCCAGACUCUUCUCAAAGAAAUUCAGGAACCGAAAUGGAACCCAGGAUUGUGGAGAUAAACAGGGGGCCAAAUGACGCCCUUGGGAUCAGCAUAGCUGGAGGGAAGGGCAGUCCGCUGGGGGACGUUCCUGUCUUUAUCGCUAUGAUACAAGCGAGCGGAGUGGCAGCGCGCAGCAACAAACUAAAAGUCGGGGAUCGCAUUGUCAGUAUCAACCAGCAGCCGCUGGACGGGCUUUCUCAUUCGAACGUCGUCAAUAUAUUGAAGAACGCGUACGGCUCGAUAAUCCUGCAGGUCGUAGCCGACACCAAUAUCAGCGCCAUCGCCAGCCAGCUGGAGAGUAUGUCCCCGGGUCAAAGUGUGACCUCCGAUCAACACUCAGAAGAAGGAGAAUCCCCCGUCCCCAAAGUUAUCCAUUUGGAGAAAGGUGCAGAGGGGCUUGGGUUCAGCAUUGUGGGGGGCUACGGAAGCCCCCACGGAGACCUGCCAAUUUAUGUCAAGACAAUAUUUUCAAAGGGAGCGGCUGCCGCAGACGGGAGGCUGAGACGCGGAGACCAGAUUUUAUCUGUGAACGGCGAGAGCCUGGAGGGCGUCACUCACGAUGAAGCGGUGGCCAUCCUAAAACGCCAGAGAGGGGCCGUAACGCUCCACGUGCUGUCGUAACGCCCAGAUUUACCGGCGGUGCCCCGGC
Molecule: messenger RNA, 5766 nt
Organism: Spea bombifrons (plains spadefoot toad)
Lineage: Eukaryota; Metazoa; Chordata; Amphibia; Anura; Pelobatidae
Gene: PATJ
Product: PATJ crumbs cell polarity complex component
Exons: 46
Coding region: 102-5738 (1878 amino acids)
Molecular function (GO): protein binding
Source: RefSeq, a predicted model, not a curated record